AUGGGCAUGCGAAGCUGGCGCUUCAAGUGUUUGAAAGGAUGCAGGCUCAGACCGUCAGGCCUUGAUCCAAUCACUUUCGUCGGCGUGCUUACUGCGUGCAGCCAUACAGGACUUGUCGAUAAGGGACUGGAGUAUUGGGAGGCACUGGUGCAGGAAUAUGGACUUGAGCGCCGUGCAGAUCACUAUGCCUGUGUUGUUGGCAUGCUUGGUCGGGCAGGGAGGCUUGAGGUGGCUUACGAGAUGGUGCAAACAAUGCCAAUGGGGCCACACCCAGGGGCUCUUGGUGCAUUGCUGAGUGCCUGCAAGACACAUGACGAUGUUGAGAUCGCAGAAAUUGUUGCAAACAAGCUUUUUGAGUUGGAACCUUGGAACACUGGGAACUAUAUACUGCUGUCGAAUAUAUAUGCUGGGAAAGAACUAUGGGAGGAGUCAGAAAGAGUUGGAUCGCUGAUGAGAACAAAACUGCCAUUUAAAAAGCCAGGAUCUAGUUGGGUUGAGGAUCGACAGAGAGAGCGUGUUAGGAUGUCUGUGAGGGACUGA
Molecule: messenger RNA, 540 nt
Organism: Phragmites australis (common reed)
Lineage: Eukaryota; Viridiplantae; Streptophyta; Magnoliopsida; Poales; Poaceae
Product: pentatricopeptide repeat-containing protein At5g39350-like
Exons: 1
Coding region: 1-540 (179 amino acids)
Biological process (GO): RNA modification
Molecular function (GO): protein binding; RNA binding
Source: RefSeq, a predicted model, not a curated record